Molecule: messenger RNA, 1345 nt
Organism: Quercus robur (English oak)
Lineage: Eukaryota; Viridiplantae; Streptophyta; Magnoliopsida; Fagales; Fagaceae
Product: probable F-box protein At4g22030
Exons: 1
Coding region: 50-1309 (419 amino acids)
Source: RefSeq, a predicted model, not a curated record
UCGAAGCCUGGAGAAGAACUCAAUAAAAGACCAUUAUUAGAUUGUGAGCAUGUCAAUCCUUCAAAUUCCAAUAUUCUUGUACUCAAUUGGUCCAUUUUCAUCAUGUAGUUGUAGAAGAAGUAUUAGAGCCACAGCCAAUGCACCCAAAACCCAGAUGAGUCCUCUUUUUAUACCAACAAUCUUUAGUAGAGGCUUGGCUGAGGAGCUGGAGAAGGAUCACAACUCUGUGAUCAAUCUCAAUACUUGUAAAAGGCAGAGCGCAAAUCCUCCGGAAGCAUUGGUGGUUGCUAAGUUUUAUACAAUCAUGGAGGCUGUUGCUGAUAGAGUGGAGAUGCAUUUGAAUAUCGGAGCACAACGUGACAACUGGAACCACCUGUUGCUAACAUCUAUUAAUUCAAUAACUCUGUCUGCUGCUAUUAUGGCUGGACUAGCAGCAAUUGGAGGUACUAGUACACCUCUUGUGGCACUAAAGGUAUCUUCUACCUUGCUAUAUUUAGCAGCCACAGUCAUUUUGGUGGUGAUGAACAAGAUACAGCCUUCACAACUAGGUGAAGAACAGCGCAAUGCUGCUAGAUUAUUUAAGCAGCUUUAUAGAGAGAUGCAAACAACUAUGUCUCUCUACAAGUUGACUAAUAUAGAUGUGAUCAAUGAAGCAAUGGAGAAAGUUUUGGCAUUAGAUAAGGCAUAUCCACUUCCUUUACUAGGUGCGAUGAUUGAGAAAUUUCCAAAAACUGUGGAACCUACAGUGUGGUGGCCUCCAAAAAGACAAAUAAGAUUAGAGAGACUUGGUGAAGAAAUAGAUGGGAAUGGCUGGGAUGGAAAGUUGGAAGAGGAAAUGAGAGAGAUUGUUGGGGUUUUGAAGAGGAAGGAUGUGGCUGAGUACUUGAGGUUGAGUCAAAAAGCCUUGAAAGUUAACAAGAUCUUAGCAAUUUCUGGCCCUUUAUUGACUGGCAUUGCGGCUUUAGGGUCUUGUUUUUUGGGCACUACUCAUGGGGCAUGGGCUGUGAUGCUUGCAGUCAUUGCUGGAGCUUUGGCAAGCGUGGUAAACACAUUGGAGCAUGGAGGGCAAGUUGGGAUGGUGUUUGAGAUGUAUAGGAGCAAUGCUGGUUUCUUUAGGCUCAUGCAAGAGAUUAUAGAAUCAAAUAUAAGUUUGAGAGAAGUUGAGAGAAGAGAGAACGGGGAACUAUUUAAGAUAAAGGUGGCACUACAGCUUGGCAGGAGUCUUUCAGAACUCAAGCAUCUUGCUGCAUUAUCUUCUUCAAAAAAAGGGGAGGAGGCCAUUGAAGAGUUUGCAAGCAAGCUAUUCUGAUGAUAUAGUAGUUCAUUAAUUUAUUUGAAAUUUUUU